GAGCCCAGCAUGGAGGCGACCGCGAGUCAUUCCGAGCCGCUCGCCCCCGCUCUGUCUGCGUCCCAGCGGUACCUCAUGGGGGCACUGAGGCACGCCUCCACGGAUGGUCACGCAGCCGUGGGCAAAGUGAAGGCGUCUCUCGCCGCAGCACGCUUCGCCAAACCCGCCCCCAAGAACGACGAGAACCAAUCCGUGAACGUGAAGCCCCUGCAGGUGCCGCAGAAAGACGUGCCCCGUUCAAGGACGGGAUCCAUGGGCUGGACUCGGCAGAUCGAGGCCACGGCGAGGUGGAGAAUGUGCAGCAGAGGUCGUUGCGUCUGGCAGGACUGGCUCAAGUACUCGAGGCACGGCUCGUUCCACAGAUGCCCCCCACUUUCCCUCGUCCGCCACGGCUUCGGGGUACAGCGCCACCUGGACCUCGAUAGCCACCGCCGCGUCUACCACGGCCACCUGACGCUCGCGCUCGCCACCCAGCAGUUCAGCAACCUCUUCGACCGCGCCUGGUCCAACGUCUUGGCCGACCUCCGCUCCACCAUCGAGGCGUACUAUGCGCCGCGGCAGGUUCAGUCGCAGGGGCUCCUCGCGCAGUCCGAGCUUAACUGGGGCCCAGCUGCGUUCGCGCAGAUGGGCGCCGACGAGGACCUCGUCAAGCACGUGCACUUCAUCAUGGCGUUCACGUGGCCCCCACGAGCCGUUGCAGCAGUGGCUUGCCGCUGGCCGCCUGCCUACCUGCAGCCCGCCAUGGCCGGCGACGUCGCGGUUCCUGGCAAGGCCGUGCUCGCCCGCGUCCUGAAUCUGACUCGGAGACGGAAGCCCGUGCCCUCGACGUCCGCAACUACGACCUCGGUGCCCCAGAAGAGCGCGGUGCAGAGGGAGUGGCAGCGCCGUGUGCAGUGGGCCGUGGCGACCCCAGCCCAGCGCACCUUCGUGGCCGUGGGCGACUUCAACUUCGCCGAAAACCCCUCGCAGUCCGACCUCAUCCCACGGCCUGGGCGCCAGCUCACGCGCAACGACGACAUCGAGGUCGCCGCCGACAUCCCGACGCACUUCUCGCACCGUCACCAGGUCUUCACCGCCGCCGGCAGAUCUUUCGCCCCCCCGCCGCCCACCUUCGCCCCGUGCCUGAACUGCCAGCUCAGCGUCGCCCAGGAAGCGGCAUCUCUCGCGGAUGUGUGCCUCGGCGACCACGUUGUCGCCGAGUUCGCCGUCGACGGAGAUCUGGCCACGGCGGCCGAGCUCGCCCGCAACGAGCUGCAGCGUCUCGCGCUGGGCACGGGCGACUCAAUUUGCUCGAGAGUAGCUGCCUUCCACAGCAUGAUUCGCAUGUGGCUGUUCGCGCUUAUUGAGCGGAUGAGGCUACCGCUAGGGCGCCUCGCCGCAAUCAAGAGCCGCCGCGCCUUUGCUUUCGCCUGCGCGAGCAUUGGCGAGGAUAUUAUCCCGUUGCUCCUCAUCAGCUCAGGGGCCAUGCAAGGCUGGGCGCCCAGCUCUACCCCGACCGCCAUGACAGUGCGCGCGGCGGCGACAGGACCUUUUGGCCCCCCGCCUUGCUGGCGCGACCCGCGGGCCAUCGUUCAGUUCCUCCGCCACCGCGCCCGUGCUCCCGCGCCCCCGAAGGUCGCCGCUGCCCCGCGGCGGGCCGUUGCGGCAGAUGCCCUGCGCGCAGCCGAGCUGGCCGCUGAGCUCCCGAAGAAGCCGCGGCUCCAGUGGGUGUGUGCUCUUUCUCUGGCCGCGAAUUUUGCCCAGACUGGGUGCGCUUUGCGCUGCAGAAGCGAGUGCGUUCCUGGCGUCCUGGGCUCGCGUCGCCGCGUGGAGCUGGAUGGCGUGAGGAAGCCCCGUGCGGGGAACACCUUAGGGGGUGACUUCACCGUUCAGUUCCAAGUGGCUUACAGCUCACUGCUGCGCGGGAGUGCGAUCAUCGCUGGCCAGCCGUAUCAUUGCGCUUUGACCUUCUUUCGGGGGGAGGGAGGUUCGAAGCCCCCGUACGACCACUGUAAAUCCAAGCCUGGAAUAGUCAAUGUGUCCCAGCUGGUCGAGUAUGCGAAGGACGAGGCUGCCGCAGGGAGUAUUGACGACCUCUCAAACUUGAAGUCGGCACGUGUCUACCUCUUUGAAGGAACCGAAGACAGUCUCUACAGGGGUAACGCUAAACUUGUGAAGGAGUUCUUUUCGCACUUCCUGGAUCCAGUCGCGCAGAUGAAGUCUGACGAGGAUCUGCCGUGCGCUGUUCUGGGCAUGACCUCGCCGUUUCUCGCAGGCCUGCGCGUGGACAUCACUAGCAAGAUCGAGAGAAUGUUACCAUGCACUGGCCUCAGCGUCGGUGGUUAG
Messenger RNA from Prorocentrum cordatum, 2325 nucleotides. The record is from the annotation of a GenBank genome assembly. Lineage: Eukaryota; Dinophyceae; Prorocentrales; Prorocentraceae.